CAGGGUGAGCGAAGGAUAUGCUAGUCUGGUAUCCGGAAAUAGUGUAGACUUAUUUAAAGUGGAUACUUAAAUUUUAUAUUUAUUAAUAUAAUGUUUUAAGUAAAAAUUAAUUCAUUAAUUUAGUAUCUGUCGGUGAUAAAAGUUUUUAAGUGAAUUUUGAUUCUAUCCUAAGGAAUUUGGGUAUAUUGACGGACAGUACAGUGUACAGAUCAAAUAUGGACGGCUCACCUGGACCAGUCAGUACGUCACAGAACAACGACACAACGGAGAGGCUCAAAUGUGAGAACUUGGACAGCUGCAGAUGCGACCAGGAGAGGACUCAUGAAGUGAAGAUCAAAAGCAAAAGAUUCGGCAGGGGCGCGGUGGAAUCAGGUUUAACACACGAAUGCGGAGUAUUCGGAGCUAUAGCCACGGGAGACUGGCCUACUCAGGUGGAUGUUGCCCAAGUCAUAUGUCUGGGGUUGGUGGCGCUACAGCACAGGGGACAGGAGUCAGCGGGUAUAGUGACAUCAGAGGGCAAAAGCGCGCGCACCUUCAACACUCACAAGGGAAUGGGCCUCAUAAACAAUAUAUUCAACGAUGAAGCCAUGAAGAAACUCAAAGGAAACCUAGGCAUUGGACACACCAGGUAUUCAACAUCGGCGGCGUCGGAGGAAGUGAACUGUCAGCCGUUCGUGGUGCACACGGCGCACGGCGCGCUCGCCGUGGCGCACAACGGCGAGCUCGUCAACUGCAGCAGCCUGAGAAAAAUGGUGUUAGGUCGCGGUGUGGGUUUGUCCACGCAUUCAGAUUCAGAGCUGAUCACUCAGGCGCUGUGUCUGAAUCCGCCGGAGAGCGAAACUAACGGCCCUGAUUGGCCUGCUAGGAUCAACAAUCUUAUGAGGCUGGCCCCCCUGAGUUAUUCGUUGGUGAUAAUGUUGAAGGACAAAAUCUACGCGGUACGGGAUCCCUAUGGCAACCGGCCGCUCUGCCUCGGCAAAAUUCUGCCACUAGGAUCUUCCUAUGUCUACAAACAACAUUCGGCACAGCAUGCAGCGGUUUUGAUGAACGGCUGCGCGAAGAACGGCAUUGAAGAGAAAGCCGAAGGGUGGGUCGUGUCUUCAGAGUCAUGUGGAUUCUUGUCUAUCGGCGCCCGCUACGUCCGCGAAGUUUUGCCCGGGGAAAUAGUGGAGAUGUCCCGCCACGGAAUCAGAACAAUCACUGUGGUGGACAGACCCGCGGACAAACAGCAGGCCUUCUGCAUAUUCGAGUAUGUCUACUUCGCCAGAGCGGAUAGCAUGUUUGAAGGUCAAAUGGUGUACUCCGCGCGCAUGCAGUGCGGCCGCAUGCUGGCGCGCGAGUCGCCCGUGGACGCCGACAUCGUGUCGUCCGUGCCCGAGUCGGGCACCGCCGCCGCGCACGGCUACGCCAGGCAGUCCGGCAUCCCAUUCAUGGAGGUUCUAUGUAAGAAUCGCUACGUCGGCCGCACAUUCAUCCAGCCUUCAACUAGACUCCGACAGCUGGGUGUCGCGAAGAAAUUCGGCGCUUUGUCCGAAAACGUCCGGGGGAAGAGGAUAGUUCUCAUUGACGACAGCAUCGUGAGGGGGAACACGAUCGGACCAAUCAUAAAGCUGCUGAGGGACGCCGGCGCCAAUGAGGUCCACAUCAGAAUAGCGUCUCCGCCGCUCAAAUAUCCGUGCUAUAUGGGCAUCAACAUUCCCACGCGGGAAGAACUCAUCGCCAACAAGAUGGACUCGUUCAAGCUCGCCGAGCAUGUUGGCGCUGACAGCCUCGAAUACCUCAGCGUGGAAGGUCUGGUGAGCGCCAUCCACUACAACAUGAAGAUAACGCCGAGCGAGGGGCUCGGGGGGCACUGCACCGCCUGCCUCACCGGGGAAUACCCGGGGGGAGUCCCCGAGGAUAUCGACUGGUGAUUCACAUCAUAUGUAGCCGGGGUCGAGUUCUUUGUCCGUACCGUACCUCUGUACGCUGAGCGGGCCUGUGAUUCGUAUCAAAACUGUCGGCUCUGUCUACACUGCUAGGGGUAUAGACGUGAUUAUAUGUGUAUGUAACUCCGUAUCGUAUUUGCGCGAUCAAAGAAAGUUACUUUAUAAUGGAGAUAGGUACGCUCUUAUUAAUCACGAGUCUGUUAUGAAGAUAAUGGGUUUUUUUUUAAAACGAGUCAGAGUUUUGCGACGCUUACACGAAACAGAGGUUACGGUACGGAAAAAGAAACAUGUUCAGACUCAGCUGUAUUUAAGACCACAUAGGCUGGUGAUCGAAUAAUGGACAUUAAUCGAUGUUAUCUUCUGAAAAUAGUUUGUAGCUUAAGCUUUUAUUUUAUCAUUUUCCAAAAUAUUUAAUGUUUGUACGGGUCUGAACUCUCCUAUGUUAAUAGGACGUGUACAUGUAUGUAUAUAACAUUGGUUUUGCUAUGUCAAAUGUUUAUACAUUACACCUAAGACCAUCUUGAGGCUGAAUGUUAUAGAUUAUAUAAUAACAUUUUUGUAAAAAAAAUCACCCCGGACCCAAGGAAAUGAAUUUAUUGAGCUAUAAUAUUUAUUUUAUAAUGUUUCAUUUUUUAUAUUUACAAAUUAAUCAACACAUAGACUGAAUAAAUAAAGUACACACAGACAAUCUAAGUACAACACUUUAGUUAUUAUAUUUUAUUCAUUGUUCGUGCUGUUUGGUAAUUGGCAUUUUAAAAUUCAUUUAAGUUUAGAAGUUAAUCACUGCGGGCGGUAACGUGAAUAAAAAGAAAACUUUUCGUUUGUUUAAAAUUUUACUUUGAGAUUGUACCUAUAUUGAUGCAUUUCUAAUUAUGUCCUAAUACUUUUAUUAAAGGACAAAAUAAGUAGCAGUGAUCUUUAAGUGAAAAAUUUUCUCUUACAAUAAUAAUAAAAAUUAUUUUAAUAUUAUAUCUUAGAUUAGAAAAAAACUAUUGAAAAAAAGAUAUGUACCUUUAAUUUUUUUUAUACAAUCAACAUAUGUCUUCCUUAAAACAUUCCUCAAUUUGUAAAAUGUGUUUUUAAACUAUAUAUUUUUGUAAUGUAAGUAAAAUACCCAAGUGCCUUUUUAUAUUUUAAAAUUUCCUACGUCCUUGUUUCUCAAUCCUAAUUUUAUAUUUAUAGUCACAAUAAAAACUUUUUUUAUAAUGUGCACGAGCUAAAGCCUUAUCUUAAAAAGUGGUGGAAAUUAAAUGUUCGUUUUUUUUUCAUUUAAUACCUAUUGCGAAUGCCCUUCAAAGGAUUGAGAAACAAUGAAGUAGAAGAGUCGUGCUGGUUUCGACUUCCGUAUAUGGAGUACAAAAGUCUAUACAUAUUUAAACAUUACCAAAAAUUAUGUAUUGAUGGACCUUUGCACUUAACCUACCUACGGUGAUUCAAUUUUAGUGUUAAGAUUUUUUUUAAGAGUAAGCAUAUUAUAUUGUUGUAAAUUGGGCUAAGAUUUAACUCAUUUUUAAUUAAUUUUAUCAUUCCUUUUAAUUGUACAAGUGUUUCAACAUUAUAGGGUAAACCGUAUAGCUAUUGCCCACUUAAGGACUUCGAACACUUUGGCUUCAAAUAAUAAAAAAAGUAUUACAAGUUUCAACCAUUUAUAAUUUUUUUCUUAUGUCUAAAUAAGAUCUCCAUCAAAGUGUUAACGAUUUUUAGUCAAAACUUACAUGGCUUAGAAAAUAAUUAAACAAAUUUAAAAUUAUCCAAAAAUGUACAGUUAUUGCCCAUUGCUUACACUAAUUGCCCACAUCACAGCACAGUAAUUGCCCAGUACCCUUAAUUGAUAAAUUAGACUUUGAACUUUUGUUACUCCUUCUGAUGUUCUUCAAAAAUGCCUUCCACCAACCAUCACCUAGCCUAUUUUAAAAAAACGAAUUUGGGCGCGGGUUUUCUUCCAAAAACUUUUGCACGGAGUCUAAAAUGUCUUCUUUAUUUUGAGGAAAUCCUUUUCUAGCCGAUAUUAUUAUCCAAUCCUCCAAACUACUUUCUUCAGAUACAGUUAAUAUAGGUGACUAGCUGUGCCCGCAACUUCGUCCGCGUGGAAUAAUUAUUUUGGGCAUUAUUGAAGCCCUCAAGGAUGGAUAAUAUCCCCGAUUUUUUUCACAUUUUCUUUUAUUUCUUUGCUUCUUAUAGUUUCAGCGUGAUGUUAUAUAGCCUAAAACGUUCCUCGAUAAAUGGUCUAUUCAGCGCAAAAAGAAUUUUUCAAUUCAAACCAGUAGUUCCUAAGAUUAGCGCGUUCAAACAAACAAACAAACUCUUCAGCUUUAUUAUAUUAUAGUAUAGAUGGUCCUAAACUGGUUUUAUGUCCCGGAUUUUUAAUAUAGAAGCGGAGACUGAACACAGUAUUUUUCAGCAAUUUGCCUUGUAGAAAAAUUGUUAGAAGUAUCUUGAACAGCCUCGAUAGCUUUCUGUAAAUAUUCUUUGCUAUAUUGCACUUGUGGUGUCUUUGGCAUAGUGUGAAUAAAAUAAUAACAGCCAAUAAGAUGUUGUGCAUAGCGAUUGGAUACCCGCGAUUAUGUGAACAAUAUUUGCUACAUUGUCAAUAUUAUUGCGUGUGUGUGGCAAAAAUACAGCGUGACAUUUAAAACAACUGCAUCCUUUUAAACAUAGACUAUACCCAUGCUUCUGAGCCGUUUGAGCCUUUUUUUAUUUAAAUUAAAUGUCAUCAUUUUCACAUUUAAAAAACCCUCAAAAACUACGUCACACGUUUUAUUAAAGACCAACACUACAAAAAGAAAUUAAAACUAAACAAUAAUAAGUAAAUAAAUGUCUGAAAAAUAAAUUAUUUUUCUAGUAUCAAGAUCAAGUAAAGUACAGAGUUGUCGAGAUCGCUCAGCUGAAUGAAUUGUGUUGUUGACCUCUGAAUCUUACGCGUCGCUUUUCCGCCGGCCGGGAUGAUAUGACGUAUUUAGGAUCGAGGAUUUUUUUCGUACUUUCUGAAAUAUGAACCGAUAUUUUUCUUUUAACGUUUUUAAAUACUUAACAGUUAAAUUUAUACAGUUGAAUUAAAAGUCACCCUGUAUAGACAAUAUUAACAUAGUGCAAAAAAAAUUAUGAAAAUAUUAUUGUCACAAUAUUAUUGCGCGUGCGCAAGCCAUUAAGCUAAUAAAUGUGACGGCAACAUUACUGACUUAAUCAAAAAGUUGUCGAUAAUGAUUGCCCUGGGCAAUAACUAUACAUAUAAACCAUGGCAAUCACUAAAAUUAUGGUGGGCAAUAACUAAAAAUAUGCCGAAAUACGUACAGCGAUUGCCCACCAUUAAAAAACCGUUCAAUCUAAUCUGAUUGCAAAUAUUUUCAUUAAAAACAUAACAUAACACUUAUGCUUUUGUCAUAACCAUACACCAAUAAUGAAAUAUCAAAUAAAAUGCAAAAAAAAAUUAACCUCUAAGCAAGUAAUUCCUUAAAAAAAUUGCUAAAAAGCUUACCUGUUUGAGUAACACGUUCACCCGUCUUGACAAAAUAUACCAUUAAUGUUUUUUUUUCUUCAGUGUUAACACUUAUCAAUUUUAAAAUCUACUAUAAAUUGACCAUAGAGUAACCUAGUAAAUUAUAUACGAAACAAGUGAGAACACAACCUUUGAUUCAGAUUUUUUUUCUAAAAACGGGCAAUCACUGCCUGUGGGCAAUCACUCUCUGGUUUACCCUAGUUGUUAUAAUUUACAAUAAAAAAAUGCGUUUUCUCGAAAACCAAAAUUUUCUCGAAUAUUUUGCCAUCUACGUAUAUUGUAGAACACUUACACUAAUUGUAAUAAUAUCACUCGAAUGAUUGUGGAUGUGCUUCAAAUAUCGAUCUGUUUAAUUAAGAUAUAUUAUGAUCUGUGGAUCCAUGACUUCGAUUUUAAUAAUAAUUGUUGCAUUGAGCUGAACUAUAUUUUUGUACUCGGCAUAUGCCAAUUACUUCGUAAUAAAAUUGUUAAUUUAUAAAUCUGUGUCUUACUUUUUAGUUUUAUAAUAUUAGCCUUUUAACCGUCACACUUAAUAUUAUUUGUCGUGCCCCCAGCGCCAGGCACAUUAAAACGACAAAUAAAUACCUACAACGACUAGAGAUGUUCAGUAGUACCUACCUAUAGGUAUCGAUAUUUCAUUCGAAAGGGACAUGCGUCUCUUUCGAACACUUACUAUUUUAGGUAAAUAUCGUAACAGAUAGAUAGAUAGCGUUACUUUGUAAUUUUAUUUCCAAUAUUGGUAGGUACCUUGUUAACACAAUGAAACAAAAGCAUAUAAAAAAAAUAUUGUUUUGAAAAGAAUUACGUAUAAACUC
Amyelois transitella is the source of this 6239-nucleotide messenger RNA. RefSeq names its product amidophosphoribosyltransferase. Lineage: Eukaryota; Metazoa; Arthropoda; Insecta; Lepidoptera; Pyralidae. Gene Ontology annotation, biological process: purine nucleobase biosynthetic process; purine nucleotide biosynthetic process. Bases 216 to 1913 code for a protein of 565 amino acids. The record is from RefSeq and is a predicted model, not a curated record. Gene Ontology annotation, molecular function: amidophosphoribosyltransferase activity. The transcript has 14 exons.